Sphenostylis stenocarpa is the source of this 1197-nucleotide messenger RNA. NCBI's taxonomy places the organism in Eukaryota, Viridiplantae, Streptophyta, Magnoliopsida, Fabales, Fabaceae. The record is from the annotation of a GenBank genome assembly.
AUGCGAGCUAUACAAGGAGCUCUAAUUGUCGCCUCAAGUAUUCAGAUAGUCCUGGGUUACAGCCAAAUAUGGGGUCUUCUCUCAAGAUUUUUCAGUCCUCUUGGCAUGGCACCUGUUAUUGGAUUGGUUGGAUUAGGGUUAAUUCAACGAGGAUUUCCUGCGUUGGGGAACUGUGUAGAAAUUGGCAUACCAAUGCUGUUGUUGAUUGUUGGGUUGUCACAAUAUCUAAAGCACCUAAGGCCGUUGAGAGACAUUCCUAUCUUUGAGCGUUUUCCAGUUUUGAUUUGUGUUACAAUUGUUUGGAUAUACUCUGUCAUCUUGACUGCCAGUGGAGCUUAUCGGCAUAAACCUACCAUAACACAGAACAGUUGUCGCACAGAUAGAGCGAAUCUGAUAUCUACUGCGCCGUGGUUCAUGUUCCCAUACCCUCUCCAGUGGGGUCCACCCACAUUUUCUGCUGGUCAUUCAUUUGCAAUGAUGUCUGGAGUUAUUGUAUCAAUGGUGGAGUCUACUGGUGCAUACAAGGCAGCUUCUCGUUUGGCAAUUGCUACUCCACCUCCUGCUUAUGUGUUGAGUCGUGGCAUUGGUUGGCAGGGGAUUGGUAUCUUGCUUGACGGUCUCUAUGGAACUGGGACGGGUUCCACUGUUUCUGUGGAAAAUGUGGGACUCCUUGGUCUAACCCGAGUUGGAAGUCGCAGAGUUGUUCAAAUAUCAGCUGGUUUUAUGAUAUUUUUCUCUACUUUAGGAAAAUUUGGAGCUGUGUUUGCAUCCAUACCCUUCCCAAUAUUUGCUGCAAUAUACUGUGUUCUCUUUGGCCUUGUUGCUGCAGUUGGCAUAUCAUUUCUUCAGUUCACAAACAUGAACUCUAUGAGAAACCUUAUUAUCACCGGGCUCACACUGUUCCUUGGAAUAUCUGUCCCUCAAUUUUUCAAUCAAUACUGGACCAGUUCACACCAUGGUCCUGUUCAUACUAAUGCUGGAUGGUUCAAUGCUUUCUUAAACACCAUAUUGUCAUCCCCGGCUACAGUUGGUUUGAUCGUGGCAGUGUUCCUUGACAACACUCUUGAGGUUGAAAGGUCGAAAAAAGACAGAGGGAUGCCUUGGUGGGUGAAGUUUAGAACAUUUAGAGGAGACAACAGAAAUGAAGAAUUUUACGCUUUGCCUUUCAAUCUCAACAGGUUCUUCCCACCUACUUGA